AUGUCCGCCGACACUGGUAACCGCGUUUUGUUUCUCGUCGCAACUCCCCUGAGGCAAAGUUUUGACUGGAUCCUGUGCAAAUUCCACGCCAUGACACCCUCCACCGCACCCCAAAUCACUUGGGACAGUCCUCUUGACACUCCUCUCUCUCUUCCAAAAAUUACAAACCACCUGUGCUUCGCGAGACAUUAUGCCGUGGGUGUAAUGGACCGGGGGCACUGGGAGGACCCAGACCUGACGCUUCUGGAGAAGUUCAGUCAGGCACACUUCUGGGAGCACCGUGGGCCGACCUGCGAUCCGAAUCUUGGGGGGACCCGGGAGGAACAGGACGUCCGCUCAAUCGAGGCUGUCGAGUUUCUGUGGUAA
Messenger RNA from Dichotomopilus funicola, 366 nucleotides. RefSeq lists its product as uncharacterized. The coding region runs from base 1 to 366 and encodes 121 amino acids. The transcript has a single exon. The record is from RefSeq and is a predicted model, not a curated record. Lineage: Eukaryota; Fungi; Ascomycota; Sordariomycetes; Sordariales; Chaetomiaceae.